AUGUCUUCUGGAAAAAAGUUCCCCCAGUACCUGGCGGCAGUGUGCGUCUCCAUAGGUGCCUUCGGCACGGGAAGUGUCAUAGGAUGGACCUCGAAUAUCUGCGAAGACCUAAAGAAUGGCAAAUUGAAUGAACUUGAGAUGGACGACGAUCAGCUGGGAUGGUCAGGAUCAUGCAUGACUUUAGGCGCAAUGAUCAUGUGCAUUCCAAUGGGCUUCAUCUGUGAAAUGAUCGGAAGAAAGGGCGCUGCGUUGGUAGCAGCCAUUCCUCUUUUUCUAGGAUGGGUCAUAAUAUUAUUUGCUAACCACAAAGGCAUAGUGUACGCCGGUAGAAUCCUUUGCGGAAUAGGAGGUGGGUCGUUCUGUGUGUGCGGGCCGCUGUACACUAGCGAAAUAUCAGAACCAGAAAUCAGAGGAACUUUAGGUACCUUCUUCCAGUUAUUCAUCACAAUCGGAAUAUUGUUCUCUAAUGUUUUCGGAUAUGCCAUGCCAUCUAUACGGCUAUUCAACAUAGCCUGCACAUCCAUACCGGUUGUGUUCGCUAUAGUAUUUGCUUUCCAACCCGAAAGCCCUGUCUACUACAUGCGAAAAGGCAAGCAAGGAAAAGCGGAGAAAUCGUUGGAGAGACUAAGGGGAAAUGACUAUGACAUCAGAGGUGAAUUGCAGGCGAUACAAGCUGCCAUCGAUCAAGAAAAGCAGAUGGCCGGCUUCAAAGUGGCCAUCAAAACGAAAGCAGCAAAAAAAGCCACUGUGAUCUGCUUCACGUUGAUGGUCUACCAGCAAUUUUGUGGAAUAAACGCGGUCACGUUCUACACACAGGAGAUCUUCUUAGCAGCUGGAUCCGACCUUGAACCACAUUGGUGCGUCAUCAUUCUGGGAAUCGUCCAGGUUGUGGUAACAUUGUGUGUCUCGUGGGCCAUUGAAAAAGCUGGAAGGAAGAUAUUGCUGAUGGUUUCCUGUGGACUCAUGGCUUUGGCCUCCGCGAUGAUCGGAUUAUUCUUCACAUUUAAGAACCGCAAUCUUAUGGAUGAAGAUGGCGUGAAAUCUAUAGGUUUUCUGCCUAUCAUUGGCGUUAAUUUGUUCAUCAUAGCCUUCUCCAUUGGCUUGGGGCCCAUACCAUGGAUGGCGUCUUCUGAAAUUUUCCCACCAGAGGUCAAGUCCAAAUGUAGCUCGGCAGCGGCAACAUUCAAUUGGUUUUUGGCUUUCUUGGUUGCCAGAUUCUACUUGAAUUUGGCCAAUGCCAUUGGAAAUGACGUAACGUUCUUCAUAUUUGCUGCAAUCGCCGGAUCAGGUAUCUUUUUCACAUUAUUCGUGAUACCGGAGACGAAAGCGAAGACUUUUGAACAGAUUGUUGCAGAGCUGGAAGGCAAGUAA
Molecule: messenger RNA, 1371 nt
Organism: Acanthoscelides obtectus
Lineage: Eukaryota; Metazoa; Arthropoda; Insecta; Coleoptera; Chrysomelidae
Source: the annotation of a GenBank genome assembly